Molecule: messenger RNA, 1221 nt
Organism: Helianthus annuus (common sunflower)
Lineage: Eukaryota; Viridiplantae; Streptophyta; Magnoliopsida; Asterales; Asteraceae
Product: pectinesterase 2
Exons: 2
Coding region: 1-1221 (406 amino acids)
Biological process (GO): cell wall modification
Molecular function (GO): pectinesterase inhibitor activity; pectinesterase activity
Source: RefSeq, a predicted model, not a curated record
AUGGUCCAAAACCAUGACCUCCAACCCACCCCACUAGACGUCCAAACAUGGCUUAGCGCGGGUUUAACCUACAUAACCGUUUGUCACAAAGGGUUCGAGUCGAUUAACAUGACCAACACCACGUUACCCAUAAUAACUACCAAUUUGACCGAACUAAUAGUCAACUCUUUAGCUAUUAGUGUUACUAUUCCUUCUAGUAAUAUCAACAAACUCGUUGAUGUUAACUUUAGCGACAAAUACAAGCUUGCAGAUUUUGCGAACGAAGAGCCCGACGUUGUGGUGGCUCAAGAUGGUUCGGGUGAUUUUAAAUCGAUUCAAACAGCGGUAGAUUAUGCGAUUCAUCGGGUGCCACACAAGAGAUUUGUGAUUUAUGUGAAAGCUGGUAUUUAUGAAGAAUAUGUGGAGAUACCAGUGACAGUUAAGUGGAUCAAGAUGUAUGGUGACGGAAUAAAUAAGACAAUCAUCACCGGUAACCGGCAUUCUGGUGGUGACAUGCUCAAGACGUCAAAGGCAGAAGUAUGGAGUCACAGAUUUAUCGCUCAGGACAUCACAUUCCAGAACACCGCGGGGCCACAAGGAGGGCAAGCCAUUGCGGUCCUCUCCGCCUCCGACCAAUCCGCCUUUUACCGCUUCAGCUUUGAAGGAUACCAAGACACACUUCUUAGUAUGGCCUAUACACAAUUCUACAAAGAAUGCCAAAUCUUUGGAACCGUAGAUUUUAUUUUUGGUGGCGCGAGAGCAGUUUUCCAAGACUGUGAUAUCUUUAUUCGAAAACCAUUACCAGGUAGCGGGUUAGUAGUAACGGCUCAUGGACGAAACAAUGAUUACGAACCCACUGGAUAUUCGUUACAAGGGUGUAAGGUAACCGCCGCACCCGAGCUUAAUCCGAGUGACUAUGCAAAAGCGUUUCUAGGAAGGCCAUGGUUUGGGCUGAGCCGGACCGUUUAUAUGCAAUCUUUUCUUGAUGGGUUGGUGGACCCACAAGGGUGGGUUGAUGAUUGGGGUCACAAAGAUACUGCUUAUUGUGGAGAGCACAAGAAUUAUGGGCCAGGUUCUUCUACUAAUAAUAGGGUCAAUUGGCCCCAUUACCAUGCCAUAACAGAUCAAAAUACAGCCGAGUUUUUCACGGUGGCCCAUUUCAUUUCGGGCUAUAACUGGCUUCCUGAAACCGGUGUGCCUUUUACACCAGGGUUUGAAAACCAGCCCGUACGACUAAAUUGA